Messenger RNA from Catharus ustulatus (Swainson's thrush), 1685 nucleotides. RefSeq lists its product as uncharacterized. Gene Ontology annotation, biological process: virion assembly. The record is from RefSeq and is a predicted model, not a curated record. Lineage: Eukaryota; Metazoa; Chordata; Aves; Passeriformes; Turdidae. Gene Ontology annotation, molecular function: zinc ion binding; nucleic acid binding. Bases 1 to 1461 code for a protein of 486 amino acids. The transcript is spliced from 2 exons.
AUGGGGCAGCCCGACGAGCUCGUUGGCAGGUGGUCCUGCAUCCUCACAAAAGACCUUUCUGGACAAGGAGUCACAGAAAGCAAAAGAGACCUUAUUAAAUUCUGUAAAAACUGGUGGCCUUUAUACAAACUGGAUGAGGGAGCGAAGUGGCCACCCGGUGGAACUUUGGACUAUGACACACUAUUACAGCUCAUGCUGUUUCUCAGGAGAGAAGGGAAGUGGACAGAGGUAGCAUAUGCAGAUAUGUUUUUCUCUCUCAGAAACCACCCCAAAUGGCAGAGGGAUUGUGGGCUCAGGGCUCCAUCUGACCCUCUGGUAUUGGCCUUAGAAAAGGAGAAUAAGACUAAGAGAGGAAAACUUAAGCGGUGUUGUUCAGCGUGUAGCAUAGGACAAAGAUGCACAAAAUCUGAAAAGGUUUACCAGACUGUGGCCCAGGAACAAGAUCUGGCAGAUGAUUUGCUCAGGUCUCCCCACAUAAGACAGGGAGGGGAUGAGGAUGAGGAUGCAGACUCAGAGGCACCAACAGCCCCAGUCCAUUCGUCCCCUCCAAUCGCACACCGGACUAGACAACAGAAACCCAUAAUACAGGCACCUCUGCGAGAGGCAGUGGGACCAGAGGGAGAAAGGAUAUUGGUUAAAUCUCCCUUCUCCUCAAUUGACUUGGAGGCAUGGGAAAAGGUUGCUAAAAAUUACCGAAGUGAUCCAGUUAACACUGCUAACCGUCUGCGAUAUAUAAUAAAACAACAUAAUCCAGAUUGGAAUGAUAUACAGUUAUUAUUGGAUGCACUGACUGAGACAGAAAGACAAUUAAUUAUAAAAACGGCAGGGGAUUUGGCAGAAGAUUUUUAUAGAAUCCAACAAUUGGAUGUUAAAGAGUAUUUCCCACUCCAAAAUCCACAGUGGGACCCAAACAGAUCAGCAGAAUUGAAAAAGUUGGAAAGCUAUCGGGAGUGGAUUGCAAAGGGGAUGGAAAAGGCCAUUCCCAAAACUAUAAAUUGGUCAGCAUUGUAUGAAAUUAAGCAAAGGCCCUCUGAGUCACCAACCGAAUUCCUCGAUCGAUUAAGGGAUGCAAUGCGCCGCCAUACACCACUGGAUCCUGGGUCUGACAUAGGGAUACAGCAGCUAGUCAGUUUAUUCCUGGGGCAAUCUACAGGUGACAUAAGGCAUAAACUUCAAAAGAUACGGGGGGCAGAAGGGAGGAAUUUAGAGACUCUGGUGGAUGAGGCAUGGAGAGUUUUUAGUAACAGAGAAGAAGGAAAGAGGGGGCUGGUAGCUGUUGUAAGUGAGAGGGAGAGAGGAAGACGUGGACGGGGACCACCUAGACAAGGCCCAUCCCGGCUGGGCAGAGACCAGUGUGCGAUCUAUAAGAAAUAUGGCCACUGGAAAGAUAAGUGCCCAGAACGAAGACGUGGUGGCCCUCAGGAAAAGGGAAAAAUAAUUGCACAUGUGAAUGAAGACUGAGGAGGACCGGUAGAUCGCACCCCAGGAGAUCCACUGGUUAUAAAAUUCAAGCUGGGGGAAAAAGGGAGAGAGGUGGAAUUUCCGGUUGACACAGGGGCAACAUAUUCAGCUUUAAAUAAAACUUUGACACCUGUGGGAGAGGAUUAUGCUACGGUGAUAGGAGCAACUGGCCAACCUGAAAAAGCAUAUUUUUGUAAACCAUUAAAAUAUAGGCUUGGAAAGCA